This is a messenger RNA of Schistosoma turkestanicum, 1115 nucleotides long. The record is from the annotation of a GenBank genome assembly. NCBI's taxonomy places the organism in Eukaryota, Metazoa, Platyhelminthes, Trematoda, Strigeidida, Schistosomatidae.
AUCAGUUUCAUGACCUUCGCAAACUGAAAUUGAGUUUCAGAUGUUGGAGAUUGUACGUUUUUAUGUCACGACGUAUUUGAAUUACAGCGAUGCGGAGUAAUAAUUGCGAGUUUAUCCAUCUGAAGUUGACUGAGAGUCUUCUGUGCUGUCUGGAAAAUGUGAAACAAAAGGGUGGUAAAAUCGCACUUAUUUGUGAACCCCAACAAAAUCCGAGGAUUGUAGUUACUAUAUCAGGAUCAGAUUCUGUUUUCGAACUGGAGCCUGAUCAUGGUACGGUAUAUUUCUCGCUCGUCAAUGUUAGAAAAUCAGUUGGAAAAUAUCUACAAAAUAUCCAGUAUAGAUAUCGAACUAAAGCAACGGAUGACAGCUUCGUCAAAGCACGUGAAAAUCUUGUCAAGGAAGUGGAAAACAGUCGCCAACAAAAAAUUAAGGCUCUUGACUAUCAGUUGAAAUCGGCUAUGUUAAUUAAAGAUGAACGUAAUACAAAGGCUAAAAAAAAUUUGAAAAGGAAUUCACUUCCUGGGCCUCCGUCGAAGAUGGCGAAAAUCUCGAUUGCUAACAAUAAAACGAGAAACUCGGAUAUUCUACCUAACAAUUUUCCGAACUUACCUUCCGAACAAAAGAAUGUUCAAGGUCUCGGGAAUUCAUCUAAUACUUCAUCUAAAUCCAUACAUAAUCCUCUUGGAAAUAUGAAAACAAAGGUUUCUGGUAAAAGUAAUAAACGAGAGAUGACACAUACUUCAGCAAUGACUGAAGACUCGAUAAGUGAAAUUGAGAAAACUAUUCACAAUAAAUGUUUGUCAGCUAUACAAAGGAGGAAAGUAUUGGAACAACGCCUACGUGAAGCAUAUGCAAAUACCGACGAGUUUGUACGUACCAAAGAAAUUGAGAAAAUUAAAAUGGACCUAUGCAGCCUCGUUGAUGAUUUGUACACGGAUGAAUUGUUGAGAAAAUGGAUACCUAUGUCUAUUGGAUCUGCAUAGUUCUACUGUGAUAUGUUUGUUAUUUUCCGUAUGUAUAUUUUCUCUUAAAAAAAAACUAUGAAAUUUGUACAUAUAUACAUAUAUCUGUAUACAUUUUUGUAUUUAAUGUAAAUAAAUGCACACUAUACCAAG